UUCCAUCUUCUUCACAAAAAAGAAAAAGAAAAAAAUGGACAUGAACAUCGUUUCCGGGAUGCUCUACUCCACGGCGCUCAUUCCAGUUGCUCUCUUCGUCGCCUUUGCGCUUCUCCUCUUGAAAACCUUUGCCGGCAAGUCCCUCCUUUGCUCUAAGUAUCCGCCCAUUCACGGGACGGUCUUUGGUCAACUCAUCUACUUCAACCGGCUCUACGACUACAUGACCAAACUCGUGAGGAGAUCUCCGACAUUCCGUCUCCUCGAGCCAGACCAGAAUGUGAUCUACACGGUCGAUCUGAGAAAUAUUGAGCACAUAUUAAAGACCAACUUCGAUAACUACACGAAGGGCAAGUACAACAUAGACAUAAUGAAGGAUUUGCUCGGGGAGGGGAUUUUCAUGGUGGAUGGAGAGAAGUGGAAGAAGCAGAGAAAGGUCGCAAGCUUCGAGUUUGCAACAAGGGUGCUCAGAGAUUUUAGCUGUUGCGUCUUCAGGAAGGAUGCUGCGAAGCUGGUCAAGGUAUUGGAGGAGUUAUCAGCUGCUUCCAAGGGAUUCGAUAUGCAAGAUAUAUUGAUGAGUUGCACUUUGGAUUCCAUCUUUAAAGUUGGAUUUGGUGUGGAACUGAAUUGCUUGGAUGGAUCAAGCAAAGAGGGAAGAGCUUUCAUGAAAGCAUUUGAUGAGGCAAAUGCACUAAUCUACUGGCGAUUUGUCGAUCCCUCUUGGAAGCUCAAAAGACUUCUCAACAUCAGUUCGGAAGCUCGUCUUCGGAAUAACAUUACACUCAUGGACAAUUUCGUGCAUCAACUAAUCAGAACCAAGAGGAAUCAACUCCCAGGGCAGCGAGAGCAUAAUGACAAGGAGGACAUUCUCUCAAGAUUUUUGCUCGAGAGCGAGAAAGAUCCAGAGAAUAUGAAUGAUAAGUACUUGAAGGAUAUAAUUCUGAAUUUCAUGAUCGCUGGAAAAGAUACUACUGCAAAUACCUUAUCAUGGUUCCUUUACAUGCUCUGCAAACACCCCCUAGUGCAGCAAAAGAUUGCUGAUGAAAUAAAGGAAGUGAUGGGAGAUCAAGCAAGUGAAGCUAACCCUGAUUGUUUCGUGGAAAGAAUUACUGAUCAUGUUCUCGACCGAAUGCACUAUCUUCAUGCCACGCUCACAGAGACAUUAAGGCUCUAUCCUGCAGUUCCGACGGAUGGAAGAUGUGCUGAAAAAGAUGACAUUCUCCCAGAUGGCUUCCACGUGAAAAAAGGGGACUGCGUUUAUUACUUGGCUUACUCAAUGGGAAGAAUGCAGAACAUCUGGGGAGAAGAUGCUGAGGAUUUCAAACCAGAAAGAUGGUUGAACGAUGGAAUUUUCCAAAACGAAUCACCUUUCAAAUUUGUUGCAUUCAAUGCUGGUCCUAGGAUCUGCCUUGGGAAGGAUUUCGCUUAUCGCCAGAUGAAAAUAGUUUCAAUAGCUCUCCUUCACUUCUUCCGUUUCGGAUUAGUUGAUGAAACUAGACCUGUAACCUACAAGGUCAUGUUGACCCUUCACAUCAACAAUGGCUUACAUCUUCGUGUUGUUCCCAGAUUGGCUUCGUAAGAACUGGACCAUCAUUAAGUAUGGUCCAUCACAGUAUAUGGAUUUCUAAUGUUGGAUGCUAGUGGUUUCCACUUAUAAGUAAGCAUGUACACUACAAGAUCUUACUAUUGCAUGUAAACAUUGGACUAUUAAGAUGUUUUGCUUAAAUUCCAUA
Eucalyptus grandis is the source of this 1730-nucleotide messenger RNA. RefSeq names its product cytochrome P450 704C1. The transcript has 5 exons. Gene Ontology annotation, molecular function: heme binding; monooxygenase activity; iron ion binding. The record is from RefSeq and is a predicted model, not a curated record. Lineage: Eukaryota; Viridiplantae; Streptophyta; Magnoliopsida; Myrtales; Myrtaceae. The coding region runs from base 35 to 1576 and encodes 513 amino acids.